This is a messenger RNA of Purpureocillium takamizusanense, 562 nucleotides long. RefSeq lists its product as uncharacterized. The transcript has 2 exons. Gene Ontology annotation, cellular component: mitochondrion. The record is from RefSeq and is a predicted model, not a curated record. Bases 221 to 433 code for a protein of 70 amino acids. NCBI's taxonomy places the organism in Eukaryota, Fungi, Ascomycota, Sordariomycetes, Hypocreales, Ophiocordycipitaceae.
AGCCCUGCCUGCACGCCUCCCCCCCCAAGCAUCACUGACCCCAGAGAGGCCAAUUGACCCAUCGAGAUGGCUUCCGACACAGCCUCAGAGCCGCGGCGUACGUUGGAAACUCCACCCCGCCGCCCGUGUCGCCGAUUGAGGCUCGAGAGUUGGGAGACGCGGCGCGCGAUCAACGGCUAGCGAAACUGACAAGCCCUGAAUAGAAGCGACCCGCGAGGAGAUGCGGGAGGCCCGCCUCCCCAUCGCCUACAGAGACAGCUGCGCCCACCUUCUGAUUCCGCUCAACAAGUGCCGGAGAGACACGUGGUAUGCGCCCUGGAAGUGCGGCGACGAGCGGCACUCGUACGAAAAGUGCCAGUACGUCGAGUUCAAGAAGCGGGUGGCCAAGAUGAACGAGCUGCGGGAGGCCAAGGGCGGCGAGAGGAGCAACUGAGCUGGCCGACGCGAUGGCGACGACGACGAUGACGAGCGAGCGAGCGAGCGACCGCGCGGACGGAUGGACGUGUACAUAUAUUGUCGGCAGGCGACGACGCUCGAAAUAGAGGCUUAGACAACAAUGGGC